This is a messenger RNA of Xyrichtys novacula (pearly razorfish), 19571 nucleotides long. The record is from the annotation of a GenBank genome assembly. Lineage: Eukaryota; Metazoa; Chordata; Actinopteri; Labriformes; Labridae.
GGAAGCAAAACAAUGGCAGUGCGCAGACGCAGCAGCAGCAGCAGGCUGAGCUCACGCUGCAGAGUGAAUGACACACAGAGAAACUUUAAAAAACUUUAUUUUAACAAUUUAAAUUUUUUUAAAUAAAUUUUUUUUUCACGGGAACCGGACGACCGGAGCGCGUGAGAGAGAGCACGAGACACAGCGGAGUGCUCGGGAACCUGCAGCUGUUCGACCAACGCGGAAGUAAGAAAUUUUGCCUGCGCUCACCUGAGAAGAAACGUCUUUAUUUACGUUUAUUUGUGUUUAUUUAAGUUUAUUCAUGUUUAUUUAUGUUUAUAUUUCAGACGCAGCAGCUGUUCUGGGUUUAAUUCUCAUAAAAUCUCAUUUAAAUCGUUUAAAGUUUCUCAGAUUUCUCAGGAGGACAGGUGGAAAUUACCGCACAGGUGAGUCAGAUUAUAACCCUAACCCUGGAGACAGUUUGAUUAAAAACUCCGUUUACGAAUAGUCUGGAUUAUUUAGGAUAAAUGUUCACAGGAUAUCAGAAAGAGAAGAAGGAGGAGAAUUAUAUUAUAUUGUAUUAUAUUAUAUUAUAUUAUAUUAUAUCAUAUACAGAUUUAAAAGAACAUUUAUUAGUCAAACAGCUCCUAAUUUAGAUGAAGAUACUUUGUAGAAUCAGCCAGUGUUUGUCUGAUUUACUUAUCUGAAGUCUGAAGUAUUGGGUAUUGUUUCUGUAGCUCAAUUCAGUUAUGUGGAAUAUAAGUUGAUAUUUGAACAUCUGAUUAUUUCAGAACUAUAACUACACUGUAAAAAUAAGCUUCACUAAUAUGUGUAUGUUGUUUGUAUUGUUGUAUUGUUUGUCUUUGUGUUUGUGGUGUGAUGUUUUUUUGUGUCUUUGCACUGAGAUGGAGAGUUAACUGUAUAUAUAGACUCUAGUAAGAAUAGUGAUGGCCCUAGCUGAAGCUGAUGGAGAUCUAAAUAAAUGAAAUUAAAAAGAGCUGAGAGAGAAUAGACUGAACCCUGAGAUGGAUGUUAAAUCACUGAAAUUGUCCUCCUCACACCCUAAAACACGACAGCCUGUAACCUUCACACCCAGACCCUUUAAAACCCGAACCCUUCAACUUUUACCUAGUUAACCUGAAAUCUGAAUAUUUCUGCAGGUUAAUAAGAAACAGAGACAGAAACAAACAGAUGUCUGCGGCUGUUUCUCUCAGACUGUCACAGGUCAUAGACUCUGUUAGGGAUUAAUUAAGACAGGAAGACAUAACAGUUUAACGUAAUCAUCAGUCUGUUUUUAAGAAUUAGCAGAGCAAUAAACUGUUAACACAGAAACUCUCUAAGGUCGCUGCUUCGCUGUCUCUUCACUGUGGCUCCUACAUUUCCCAUGAUGCACCCUGACACUGUGAGACAUGUUUAUUCUUCUUCUCAGUGAUGAAGAGGGGUCAGUUGCUGUCUGUGUUGGUGGGCGGAGUUUUCUGCUUGGCUGUGCUGUCACUUUAUCGUAUGCUGGAGCUGAUGCAAGGGGCGGAGCUUCAGCGCAGCAGGGAGAGACCAGAGGUGAGCGAGGUCAGUAUCAUCAUCAGUGGACUUUCAAAAUAAAAGCUGAAGGCGUCAGAGUGGAAAUGUUUAAUGUUUUUAUCGCCCCACUUGUGUUCAGGAUUUGUCCCGCCUCCAGCAGAAGAUUGACAGGUUGGAGCGUCUCCUAAACAACAACAACCACCUGGUUGCUACGCUACGUGAUUCUCUGCUUCACCGCAAGGCAUCAUGGGAGAGGGAAAAUAGAGAGCAACAGGUCAAUGUGAGCUCAGACUCCGUCCACAGCCAAGCUGACGGGCUGCCAGGCUGCCGAUUGGCUGAAGAGAUUAAAGAUGGAACGAAUGGGGUGCAGGUUAGUUAAUCAUGCUAACAUGUGACAGCUGAAAUAAAUGUUUGAAUAUCUGUGUAUGUCACUAAAAACAUGUUAAAUAUAUGUUAGUGUGUCAGACAGAGGAGACUGUGAUGGUCAUGUGUUUGUGUCAGCGUCUGUCUGUUGUUGUUGAAGCUGAAGAUUUAAAAGUUUUUUAGUCGGAAAUGUCGUCGUCGUCAUCGUUUUCUUCCGCUUCAUCCGGGUCACGGGGGCAGCAGCUUCAGGAGGGAAGCCCAGACGGCCCUCACCCCGGCCACUUCCACCAGCUUCUCCGGGGGGAUUCCCAGGCGCUCCCAGGCCAGGCGAGAGAUAUAAUCCCUCCACCUGGUCCUGGGCCGGCCACGAGGUCUCCUCCCGGUGGGACAUGUCUGGAACACCUCUAACGGGAGGCGUCCAGAAGGCAUCCUAACCAGAUGCCCGAGCCACCUCAGCUGACUCCUCUCGACGUGAAGGAGUAGCGGUUCUACUCUGAGCACCUCCCAAGUGUCUGAGCUCCUUGCCCUAUCUCUAAGGCUGAGCCUGGCCACCCUGCGAAGGAAACCCAUUUCGGCCACUUGUAUCCGCGAUCUUGUUCUUUCGGUCAUUACCCACAGUUCAUGGCCAUAGGUGAGAGUCGGCACGUAGAUCGACCGGUAAAUCGAGAAUUUUGCCUUACGGCUCAGCUCUUUCUUCACCACGACUGAUCGGUUAAGCGUCUGCAUCACUGCUGAUGCCGCUCCGAUCUGCCUGUCGAUCUCCCAUUCCAUCUACCCUCACUUGUGAACAAGAUCCCGAGAUACUUGAACUCCUCCACUUGAGGCAGGACCGCUCCUCCGACCUGGAGAAGGCAAUCUACCUUUUUCCGACUGAGAACCAUGGCCUCGGACUUGGAGGUGCUGAUUCGCAUCCCAGCCGCUUCACAUUUGGCUGCGAACCGCCCCAACAAGAGCUGAAGGUCACUGCUCAACGAAGCUAGAAGCACCACAUCAUCCGCAAAAAGCAGCGACGCGAUUCUCUGCCUGCCGAACUGGACACCCUCCACCCCCCGGCUGCGCCUAGAAAUUCUGUCCAUAAAGGUUAUGAACAGAACCGGUGACAAAGGGCAGCCCUAGCGGAGUCCAACCCUUACUGGAAACAAGUCCGACUUAGAACCAGCUACACGGACCAAGCUCGUGCUCUAAAGGGACUGGAAGGCCCUUAAUAUGGAGCCCUCCACCCCGUACUACCAGAGCACCCCCCACAGGAUUCCCCUAGGGACCCAGUCGUAGGCCUUCUCCAAGUCCACAAAACACAUGUGGACUGGUUGGGCAAACUCCCAUCUCCCCUCAAGAACCCGAGCGAGGGUGAAGAGCUGAUCCGUCGUUCCACUAGCUCGGCGACUUCUACCCCAGUGAUUGGACAGUCCACCUCCAGGUCCCCUGACUCUGUUUCUCCUUGGGAAUGCAUGAGAGUGGGAUUGAGGAGCUCCUCAAAGUAUUCCUUCCACCGCCAGAGAAUUGCCCCAGGUGACGUCAGCAACUCCCCACCCCCGUCUAGAAUGGUGUGGGCAAGUUGCCGUCUGCUGCCCCUGAGGCGCCGGACAGUUUGCCAGAACCUUUUUGGAGCCGACCGAAAGUCUUACUCCAUGGCCUCACCAAACUCCUCCCACGCCCGAGUUUUGCCUCCGCAACUGCCCCGGCUGCGGACCGCUUAGCCAACCGGUACCGUUCAGCUGAUUCCGGAGACCUGAAGGCUAUCCAUGACCUGUAGGCCUCCUUCUUCAGCCUGAUGGCUCCCCUCACCUCUGGUGUCCACCACUGAGUUUGGGGAUUACCGCCACGACCAGCACCAGCGACCUUGCAGCCACAGCUCGCAACUGCUGCUUCGACAAUGGCAGAGCGGAACAAAGCCUAUUCGGACUCAAUGUCCCCCUCUGCCCCCGGGAUGCAGUUGAAGCUCCAUCGGAGGUGGGAGUUGAAAGCCAACCUGACGGGUUCUUCCACCAGGUGUUCCCAACAGACCCUCACAAUACGUUUGGGCCUGCCAGGUCUGCGUGGUGGCCUCCCCCGCCACCUGACCCAUCUCACCACCAGGUAGUGAUCAGUUGACAGCUCUGCACCUCUCUUAACCCGAGUGUCCAAAACAUGUGGCCGCAGGUCAGCUGAUAUGACUAGUCGAUCAUUGACCUACGGCCUACGCCGUCAUGGUGCCAGGAGCACCGAUGAGCAACCUUAUGCUCAAACAUGGUGUUUGUUAUGGACAUACUGCGACUUGCACAGAAGUCCAAAUACUGAACACCACUCGAGUUCAGACCAGGCAGACCGUUCCUCCCAAUCACGCCGCUCCAGGUCUUGCUGUCAUUGGCCACGUGAGUGUUGAAGUCCCCCAGCAGAACAAUGGAGUCCCCAGUCGGGGCGCUGUCAAGCGUCCGUCCUAGGGCCUCCAAAAAGGGUGGGUACUCUGAACUGUUAUUCGGUGCAUACGCACAGACGACAGUCAGGACCCGGAGGCGCAGAGAAGCAACCCUUUCGUCCAGCCGAGAAAACCCCAGCGUCCCCGCAGCAAGCUUUGGGGCGAGCAAGAAACCCACCCCCGCUCUCCGCCUCUCACCCUGAGCAACUCCAGCGUGGAAGAGUGUCCAACUCCUCUCAAGGACUUGGGUUCCAGAACCAAUGCUAUGCGUAGAGGUGAGCCCGACUAUAUCUAGACGGUAGCGCUCAACCUCCCCCACAAGCUCCAGCUCUUUCCCCGCUAGAGAGGUGACGUUCCACGUUCCAAGAGCCAGUUUCCACAACCGAGGAUCAGACCGCCAAGGCCCCCGCCUUGGUCUUCCGCCCAAUCCGUCAAGCACCGGACCCUUCAAGUUCCUCCUGCGGGUGGUGGGUCCACAGGAGGCAGUGCCCAUGUGGCUCGUUCGGGCUGAGCCUGGCCGGGCCCCAUGGGUGCAGGCCCGACCACCAGGCGCUCGCUGGCGAGCCCCAACCCCGGGCCUGGCUCCAGGGUGGGGCCCCGGUGUCCCUCCGGGCCGGGUACUCUGUUUCCCUUUUUUGUAUUCCAUUAGGGUCUUCUGAACUGUUCUUAGUCUGACCCUUUGCCUAGGACCAAUCUGCCUUGGGAGACCCUACCAGGGGCAAAAAGCCCCGGACAGCAUAGCCCCUAGGUUCAUUAGAGCACGCAAACUCCUCCACCACGGUAAGGUGACAGUUCUUGGAGGAGUCAGAAAUGUAAGGAAAAAAAAAAAUGUAAUUCGGAAAUGUAAAAAACACAAAAAUGUUCAAGACAAGAAACUGAAUAAAAUCGAACAUUUCUGAAAUCUCUGUUUUUGUGUUUCAGCUGCUGGACGUUUACGAUCUCCUGCCUUUCGAUAACCCUGACGGCGGCGCCUGGAAACAGGGAUUUGAGAUCAGUUACCAUGACAACGAGUGGGACCAACAGUCCCUGGAGGUGUUCCUGGUUCCUCACUCACACAAUGACCCAGGUGAGACGGUGGCAGAGGGCAUGUCCAGGUGAUCCUGAGCAGGGUACGAAUUAAUGAGACAAGUAACAACAAAUGUGAACAUGAGGCAAAGCAACUGAUUGGUUUCUGCUACAGAGCUCCGAAAUAUGGGAAGAGCCAAUCAAAGCUUAGAUCUUGGGAGUGACAUCUGGGCUAGCCAGUCAGAUUUGAAGAUGAGCCUGUUCCAGCUUUGACGAUGACAGUGUCAUCUUUAUAACUGAAUAUGUUUGUGUGUGUGUGUGUGUGUGUGUGUGUGUGUGUGUCAGGCUGGUUGAAGACCUUUGACAGUUAUUAUCAGGAUCAGACGAGACACAUUUUGGACAACAUGCUGAUCAAGCUGAGCGAGGACUCCAGGUGAAGCCCCGCCCCCUCUGUUUAAUAUUCGUAUUUUAACAUAUAGUCAACACAUAUAAGUGUGUGUGUGUGUGUUUGUGUGUGUGUGUGUGUGUGUGUGUGUGCUCAGGAGGAGGAUGAUCUGGGCGGAGAUUAGUUAUUUCUCUAAGUGGUGGGCGGAGCUUGAUGAUCAAAAAAGGCAGAUGGUCAAACGGUAAAUUCACACAUUUUCUUCUCAAAGGUGAAAGAGGAACGAAAAGUUUUUAUUUCGGUAAAACAGGAACUAAAAGCUUUUAUUUUGGUAAAACAGGAACUAAAAGCUUUUACUUUUUAACUCACACUCUCCUCUCAUGCUCUCCCUUCAUGCUGCUCUGUGAUUGGCCAGCCUGUUAAAGGCGGGGCAGCUGGAGCUGGUGACGGGUGGCUGGGUGAUGGCGGAUGAGGCGAACUCUCAUUACUUUGCUCUCCUCGAUCAGCUGAUGGAAGGACACCUCUGGAUGCAGCGACACCUGGGUGAGUGACUCUGCCCUCUCCUGUAUGACCCCAUACUACCCAUCAGCCCCUCUUCAGGUGUGACAUCACAGCUUUCCCCUUUCUGUCCAGGUGUGCAGCCGAGCAGUGGCUGGGCCAUUGAUCCCUUUGGCCACUCCCCCUCCAUGACCUACCUGCUGAAGGGGGCAGGGCUUCAAAAUAUGGUUAUCCAACGUGUUCACUAUGCUGUGAAAAAACACUUCGCCCGGCAACAGACGCUGGAGUUUCUAUGGCGACAGAGCUGGGGUAAGAGGAGAGGACAAAAUUUCAUGUAGACUUUUAUUUUGAAAAAACUGAAGUUAAAAACAUCACAGAAGAAGAAAGGAGCGAAGAAAUGAGUGAAAUUAAUUUAAAUAUAAAAAACUUAAUACAAAGAAACAACAGUCUGAAACAAACCGACCACGACAAUUUAAUCUGAGAGACUGAAGUCAGUUCAUGAUUAUUACGAUAACCACAAACAUCAUUGGGAAAACCUACAUUUAAACCCUGAACCCUGAAUCAUUCAAAUUGAUCUUUGGCUUAUAGUUACUCUAAAAUAAAAUUAAAAAAAUAAAAUAAAAUUUAAAAAAAUUGACCUUUACUUAGAAAAAUUAAGAAACAGUAAAAAAGAAUAAAGCCAACGUUAUUCAAAAUAAUCCAAACAGAUUUAAACACAGACAGAAACAACAAGCUUAAACGGGCAGUUUUUCUAAGGGGAUUUGGUGCUGUGCUCUACCACUCAAUCUAACCUUAGAUUUCCCAUCAUGAUAAAAACGCUGUGACACAACAAACCUGUCAUUUAACCUCGAAUGACAUCAGUGAACCCUGCUGUUAAGACGCUGUCUCGCCAUGCCGUGUUUGAGUGGAGUAACAGGAAGUGACCCUGUGACCCGCAUGUCUCUGGUUGGUGGAUUGAGCUCUCUAAGUGAGACUGGCGUUUUGUCAGGAUACGGUUUCAGCUCUGAGACUCCAAACCAAUCAUCACUAGCCAGAGAUCAAUAACUGCAUGGAUUAGGAUUUAAAAAUAAUUUAAUCUAACUCCGCCCACUCUCCUAUGUGUUUUAGACUCCUCCCCCCGCAGUGACAUUACCUGUCACAUGAUGCCUUUCUACAGCUAUGACGUGCCACAUACGUGUGGACCGAACCCCGCCGUCUGCUGUCAGUUUGAUUUCCACCGCCUGCCUGGGAGGCGGGUCGUCUGUCCAUGGAGGAUUUCGCCUCAGCCAAUCACAGAGCAGAACAUCAAAGAAAGGUAAACAGGGGGCGGGGCAAAGAGAGGUUAUAUUUCAUAUUCCUGUCAGCCGAGACCAGGACCCUGAGGUUCACACAGGCUCACCAGAACCGGACUCUCGAGAAACCUGGUUCUGAUGAGUCCGGGUUUCAGCUGGUGGAUCAGGAAGGAUCCGUGAGGACAAACAUCUCUGAGGAAGAUUUUCACACCUUAUUAAAGUUCUAAUACCAAGAAUUAAGACGGUUCUGAGGGGAUCCAACCCAGAACUAGUGAGGUGUACCUAAUAAAGUGGCCGGGGGUGUAAUCUCUAGAAGACAGACGCAUGAGAAUGAAGUGAUAAUUUGAUGAGAAUAAUGAGGUUGUAAAGUUCUCAUGAGAAUAAAGUUCUGGUUCUGGUCGUCUCAGGGCGCUCCUCCUCCUGGAUCAGUACCGUCAGAAGUCUCAUCUCUUCAGAUCGCCGGUCCUCCUGGUUCCGCUCGGUGACGACUUCCGCUUCGUAGAGUCCAGUGAGUGGGACGUUCAGUUCCAGAACUACCAGAAACUCUUCGACUACUUCGACCAGCAUCCUGAGCUGCACGUCAAGGUGAGCCGCACACACCUGGGAGGGGGCGGGGCCUGAAAGCAGGAUGACUUGGAGUCAGAGCGUCUUAGUUCAGACGUUUCUUCCUCUGUGGUGUCUGCAGAUGUAAUCAGUCCCUCUGUGGUUCCUGUCCUUCAGGCUCGGUUCGGGACUCUCUCCGAAUACUUCCGGACUCUUCAGGACCAUCUCAGCACCGCUGGGACCAAUCUGCCUACGCUGCGCGGCGACUUCUUUACCUACGCCGACCGUGAUGACCAUUACUGGAGCGGGUACUUCACGUCCCGCCCCUUUUACAAACGCCUGGACCGGAUCCUGGAGGCCACGCUAAGGUACUCCUUCACACGCACACCUGUGGGACACACGUGGGCGAUGGUGCUGUUACCGUGGUAACCACCAAGAAUCAGGCGGUUCAUCUCUGGUGUUUCUGACUGUUUAUUCUCUUUGUCACCUUCAGAGCGACUGAAGUCCUCUUCAGUCUCAUGCUGGCUGAAAUGCGGCAUUUUCAUGGCAACGGUCAACUGGCUGCUGAUUUCCCAGCUGUUGAUCACUUUCUGCAUCUGACAGCGGCCAGGCGAAACCUGGGUCUGUUCCAGCAUCACGAUGCCGUCACGGGUACCGCCCGCGACCCCGUCGUGGUGGACUAUGGCACCAGGUAGCAACUUCCUGUUAGCAUGCUAGCAUGUUAGCUUCAGUCAGGAGUGGAAUUUCGCACAUUAGCAGGUUAGCGUCUUUGUGGUCCUGAUGUCAGAAGGCGGGAACAGGAAACGCGGCGGCUACAGUCGGGGGGGGGGUUAAUUCUAGCAGCAUUGUAAUACUAUAAAAAUAUUACAAUAUUAUAAACAAAGAGCACACCUACAACAAACAGUUGUUUUGUUUAAGUAGACGUCUACAAAUCUCCUUUUUUUUUUUUUUACCUCUCCUAUUGACUUCAAUGUAUAAUCUAGCCAGAGUUUUUUACAACUUAAGUCGCUAAAAAUUUGUAAUCCUUCCUCCUUUGUUAGCGUUCAUUACGCUCACUGUGUUCACUACACUCACUGCGCUUCACCAUGUUAAGGGUUUAUUUCGACCCGUGGUUUUAAUCAGCAGCAAAUUUCACUAAAAACAAUAAUUUAUCCUCCAGUUUGGUUCUCCUCUCUCGGUUACCUUUUUCGGCUUCAUUAUCCAUAAAAAUAUUUAUUAUAAUAGUUUUUGUUGUGGUCCUCUGCUUCACAAAGACAUCUGUACUGAACUGAUCUCACAUGUCUGGACAUGCAGAGAAAAUGAGAAUUUCCUGAAUCUCGGAUCUGACUGUCAGUGCACUUAUAAUUUCAGUUUUUGCUCUAAUUAUUGACUUUUAAUCUAAACGGGUCGACAGUGACCCAAUCAAGACAAGCGGCAUAAUUUUAACCAGAGCAUUUUAUAAUUAACUUAAUUAAUAUUUUUAUUUUUGUUCUGUUGAAAUAGAGGUUUCUGACAAAGUCAAAAAGUCUUGAUGCAAAAAAAAAACAAUUUUAUGUGGUUCUCUUAUUCAUUUAAAACCAAAAACGGGCUGGUGCAGACCCGAACACAGGAGGAGGGAUACAACAGAGAAAAGUUAUGGCACACCGAUGCUGAUCAGAUCGAACAUUUUAAUUUGUCCUACAACUCUUUAAGCUGAGGGACAAAUUUGUCUGUAAGAGGAUGAAAAGAAAAUUGUCAGUUUAACGAUCGUGUUUCUGUUUGUAAUCUUUAUCCUAAUUAGAUUCAGGGACAAAGAGGUUAAAAAAAGGAAAAAAAAUAAGGAAAAAACAUGAAAGGAGGAAGAGGUAAAAGAGAAAAAUAUGGUUAUAGUGGAUUAUGAUGGAUGGAUUUAUCUUUACUGCUGUAACUCUUUAUUUUUUUGUUUUUCUGUUUCUGUUUUUUUUUUUUUUUUUUUUGUCAGUUUUUCAGUUUCAGUCACUGUUAGUGUCGUAACUCCCUGGUUGUCUUUAGCGUUAGCUUGUUUUGUCUCAUUUGUCCCUCCAUGCUCUCCUUUGGAGGACCAGGACCAGGAACAGACCAGGUACCAGGUCCCGCCUCACUUAGCUUUAGCACUAGCCUCUGCUGUAACUUUUCCUUUUAGUAGGGUCUGUUAACUUGAAAAAAUGGCCAAAUCGUUACGCGGUGGAUAAAAGCACAACAUUCGGAUCCAUUAAAUGCCUUUUCAAGGGGAAAAUCCAAAAUGGCCGCCAGAAAUGAACCAUAAUUCAUAAGAUGUGGUCUAAUUCUGAAAUUUUGGCUUAAUCUGCCAAUUAUAGAUUUUCAUUUAUAGUAAAUAGACCAAUAAUAAAGGAUUUGGCCAAAGCCACCCAAUAAAAUAUGUGUAAAAUAUGUUUUAAAGACCUUUAAACGAGAAUAAAUUGGCUUAAAAUGUACUCUGAAAGACAUGACUUUACACAUUAAUCCUUCUGUGAAUGAUAUAUUGUUGAUGCCAGAUACAAAAUUGUUUUUCAGAAAACUACUAGUAGGCCCUAUGAAUGAUUAUAUAUAGGUAAUAUAUUGUGACAACUUUAUAUGACCAUAGAUCCAGCACUCAUAUACUGUAUAGGCACAACUUAUUUUUAAGCCGAGACAUAGCAGGUGACUAGUGUAAAAAAUUAACCAACAGCUAUCACAAUUAAACUUCACAGAUGGUUACUUACAUUAAGACUAAGAUUUUUUGUAUUUUUUUCUGAAAUGAUAUGCUUGAAUAUGCAAAUUGGGCAAUAUAUGUACUAAUUUGCGUUCAUUUGAAUAUAUUUCAUAAAUAUGAAGUUUGGGUAAAAAAGCCACUUUAUAUAUUUUUUUAAAUCAUUGGAGCCAAGAAUAUGUGUAUAAACACUCAACAGAUGAUUACUUUAACUAAAUUAUAAAUAGUAUUGACUGUUGCUUGGGGACUGCGGAAGCGGACAGGUUCUCGUGCUUAAAAUGAAACAAUGUUGCAACUUUUUGUGGGAAAAGCAGGCUUUCCCGCGAUCUCUCUCUCUUUCUCUCUCUCUCUCUCUCUCUUUCUCUCUCUCUCCACACACACACGCACACACACACACACACACGCACACACACACACUUGGACUGCAGGAGCGGACAGGUUCUCGUGCUUAAAAUUAAACAAUGUUCUAACUUUUUGCGAGAAAGGCAGGCUUUUCCCAUGCCAGGAAUCAAAGACAUUUGCAUUACUGGAAAGAUACACCUGUGUUCUGUACGACAAGACAACUGACAUUGAAAAUGUCAAUGACCUAAGGAAGGACCUGUUUUCUAAGAAAUCUCUGUCAAUGGAAAACAUUCCUCCGACACAGGAUGCAUUGCUACAGCAUGCACAUCGAGCAGUUUAUCAGUCUAGGAUUUGGUUCAACAGCUUAAAGCUAUCCAGUCUCUACCAUCUUCUGACAAAUUUGGAUGGACCAAAGUCAAUGAUUUGUGGAGACCGCUAUGGACACGAUUGCCAGAGGCUGCCAAAGUUUGCAGAGAACUCCUUAAGUGUGGCUGCAAAGCUGAGCCCCUCUGUUCUCGGAAGUGUCGUGCCGGGAUGCUGGAUUACCUUGUACAGUUUUAUGCCAAUGUGCUGGUAAAUGUAAAUGAGUCACUUGGCAAAAAGAAAGAAUAAAAGACGAAAAGAGGGGAAAAAGACAAAACAACAGACAGACAGACAGACAGUAGCAUGCCCACUCAGGAUGGAUUGAGAUGGGUGGAGAGAUGGAGAGAUAUGAUGACAGACAGACAGACAGACAUGAAGAUGGAUGGAUGGAUGGAUGGAUGAUGGACGGAUGAUGGAUGGAUGGAUCCAGCCUCAAUGGGACACGAUUCAGAUAGAUAGAUAGAUAGAUAGAUAGAUAUGAAGAUGCAUAGACAUGAAGAUAGAUAAGAUACAUAGAUUAGAUAGAUAGAUUAGAUACAGUAGAUUAGUAGGUGGAUGGAUGGAUGGAUGGAUAAAUGAAUGCAGCCUCAGUGGGACACAAGCCAGUGUUCUACUUGUGCCGGUCCCAAGCCCAGGGAAAUGCAGAGCGUUGUAAUUCAAAUAGUUUUGUAUGCAUUUAUAGGGUUUUGAAAAAUAAUGCCUGCACCGUGAGCGUCAUCUCCCUUUCUUUCUGCCCCUUCAUUUGCAUCAUCUAUCAAUUUUAUCAAUAACUCACUUCCUGUUUCAGAUUAUUUUGGGCACCCUUUCUAGGGUGUUUAGGAUAACACAAGGUACGCAUGUGAGAUGUUAUAGUUUUAUGAGAUUCUUUAGAUGGCUUUUGAGUCAAUCAACAACACUGUAGGCCAUUUUCAAUUUAGUCAAUGACUCACUUCCUGUUUCAGAUUAUUUUGGGCACCCCUUCUAGGAUGUAUUAGGAUGACCCUAGGGACAUAUGUGCCAAAUAGUAUGCUUCUCUGAAAUUCAAUAGGCUAUUUGAAUCAAUCGGCAACACUUUAGGCGGCCAUUUUGAAUUUCGUCAAUAAUCCACUUCCUGUUUUUGGCCACUAUAUCUAGGAUGUCUCAGGAUGACCCAAGGGUCACGUGUGCCAAACUUUAUGAUUUUUGGACAUCCUUGAGGUGUUUUUUGAGUAAACUGUCACCUGUUUAGGCGGCCAUUUUGAAUUUUGUCAAUAACUCACUUCCUGUUUGACAUUUUUUUAGGCACCCCUUCUAGGAUGUUUUGGGAUGACCUAAGGGACAUAUGUGCCAAAUUUCAUGCUUUUAUCCACCGUGUAACGAUUUUUCACCCAACAGACCCUACUAUUUAGCAUUAGUAUUAGCGUCUAACAUCAGUUACCGUCUUUCAGUUUAUUUAAUUUAUGAUAUUUAACGAUGACGUUAAUCAGCUGAUUUUAUGUCUGAUUUUAGUUUAAUUAAAGUGUGAUUGUUUUUUUUAAUUUAAAUUAACUCUGUUUACAAAUGAAAAUAAUUAACUUUAAACUCGCUUAACAAACAAACUUCUUUUUUUCAGACUGUUUCACUCCAUCCUGAACCUGCGUCAGGUGCUGCAGAGCUCUGCCCACUGGCUCCUCCUAUCUGACAAGAGCCAGUACCACCACGACCAAUCAAAACCCUUCUUGCUCAUGGUGACCUCUGACCCCACCUAAUGAUUUUGUCCUGAAUUGUAUUUUUGAUAAUUAUUAAGUUAUUGAUUAUUUUUUAAUGACUCUGUAAUUAUAAUCAAAUGUUGUUUCACCAGGAUGACGUGAUUGCAGCUCACGACGCUUUGCCGCAGAAGACCCCGCUCACACUCAGUGACAAGCCAAGGUGAGGGGGCGGGGCUUACAUAUUUUCAUCAGUUUAUAUAAAAACUCUUUAAAAGUCUGUUGGAAAAAAAUGGAAUAACAAACACAUGUUUACAGGAAGUAGCAUCACAUUCGGACAUUUUUCGCUGUUCACGUGUAAAUCAUCAUUUACAUUUCUAAACUGAAACGCACAGUAAUAAAUAACGAUGUUGAUUUUGGUAAUUUUAGCAUUUUUAAUUUUUCAAUGGCAGACAUUUUAAAAGUUCAUAUUAACGUCUUUAUGUCAUUAUUUUUCUUCUCUACACGAAACGGUAAGCUUUAACAUGCUAACGUUAGCUUAGCCUGUCAGCUAACAGCGUGCUAAAGUUAGCUUAGCCUGUCAGCUAACAUCAUGCUAAUGUUAGCCUAGUCUGUCAGCUAAGAGCAUGCUUACGUUAGCUUAGUCUCUUUGUAACAUUAGCUUUGUCUUCUGAUUAUGUUAGCUUAUUCUGUCGGCCAUCUUUGUGUUUCCGUCAGUGUGAACCUACAUCAAACACUGAUGUUAGCAUGAAGCUAGCUUUGACCUGUAGACGUUUGUGUUUCCAUCAGACUGAACAAACAGCUGUUUCCUGUUUAUAAUGAAUGAGCUAUUAGCCAAAUGCUAACGCGCUAACAUACUAACAUGCUAAACUGCAAACAUCGUUAAAAAACCUGCCUGAGUGAUCUUUGCUUAGAUAAGCAUCUUAGCAUCGUCACUGUGAGUGUAGUAGCAUGAUGUUAGCAUGUUGCCAUGACAACACUUCCUGUUAAUUGCUGAGUAGUUAACCCAUUGUCGAUGAUGUCACCAGGUUGCUGGUCGUUUUUUACCCAACGCGCUGCUCCGAUCAUCGGUCAUUAGUGUCGUGGUCGACACCCUGGACGCUCUUGUUGUUGAUGCAGAAAUCGGUCGACCAACGUUAGCUUAUUCUGUCGGCCAUCUUUGUGUUUCCGUCAGUGUGAACCUACACUAACACUGAUGUUUGCAUGAAGCUAGCUUUGACCUGUAGAUGUUUGUGUUUCCGUCAGACUGAACAAACAGCUGUUUCCUGUUUAUAGUGAAUGAGCUAUUAGCCAAAUGCUAACGCGCUAUCAUACUAACAUGCUAAACUGCGAACAUCGUUAAAAAACCUGCCUGAGUGAUUUUUGCUUAGAUUAGCAUCUUAGCAUCGUCACUGUUAGCGUAGUAGCAUGAUGUUGGCAUGUUGCCAUGACAACACUUCCUGUUAGUUGCUGAGUAGCUAACCCGUUGUCGAUUGAUGUCACCAGGUUGCUGGUCGUUUUUAACCCGUCGGCGCAGCUCAGAUCAUCGGUCAUUAGUGUCGUGGUCGACACUCUGGACGCUCGUGUUGUUGAUGCAGAAACCGGUCGACCAAUGGCUGCGCAGAUCUCUGCUGUGUGGGAGGAGCCAAGCAGAGCAUCUUCAGAAGCUUUCCAGGUGAUCAGUGAUCAUCCAAUAAGAGCAGAGCUUCAGAGUGAGGUCACAGAAGGAUGUGGGACUUAUGAAUUUAUUCUCUUUCAGCUCGACUUCGUGGCUGAACUUCCUCCUCUUUCACUCGUCAUUUAUCAUGUGACCAAAGCUUCUGUUGGCUCCGCCCAUCGGGUUCAGUACACCAUCAGUCGUCAUGGCGACCCAUCAGCUGUUAAGUCUAAACACUUCCAAGUGUCUGAAGCUGAGGUCGACGCCCCCCUGUCACUAAGCAACAAACACAUCCAAAUAUGGAGUUCCUCAGAGAGCGGCCUGCUGCAGGUCAGUUUUCAAAAUAAAAGUCUGUCAAUGGAGACUGUGAGGUGAGUGAGUGUUGGAUUUUCAAAAUAAAAGUCUGUUAAUGAUAAUUGUGAGGUCAGUGAGUGUUGAUAUUUCAAUUUUAAAGUCUGUCAAUGAUGACUGUGAGGUCAAUGAGUGUUGGAUUUUCAAAAUAAAGUCUGUUAAUGAUGACUGUGAGGUCAAUGAGUGUUGAAUUGUUGAAGUAAACUUCUUUAACAAGAAAAAAAAAAACUUUUAUAUUGAAAUGCAGAAGCUCUGUCUGCUCCAGUCUGGUCUGGUUCAUAAAGUCCAGGUCCAGUUCCUGUGGUACGGGACCACAACCAAGCAGGACAAGAGUGGAGCGUACCUGUUCCUGCCAGGACCUGAGGAGGCUCAGGUGAGACCAGAACCCGAACCAAGUCUGCACCAGAACCUUCAGACCAGGACUAACUACCCUUACCCCCCCACAGCUCUAUUCGUCCUCUGAACCCCCACUGAUCCGGGUCACCAGGGGUCCUGUCUUCUCUGACAUCACUUCCCGUUUCAAACAUUUCACACACAGAGUCCGACUCUACCACCUGGAAGGUAAGAGAGAGAGUUGCCCUGAGUUCAGUCUGUCAGGCUGUCCUGACUUCAGGCUGCCCUGAGUUCAGUCUGUCAGGCUGCCUUCAUGAACUUUAAAUUUUAGGUGAGUACUGAGCAUUCUCAGUGACGUCUCUGUGACUCGGCCUUCUUACCUACAUUUCUCUAAAAUGUUUUUAAUUAAAUUUUUUUAAAAAUAACUAAAAGUUUCAAAAUAUUUUUUUUUUUUUAAAUUGUGUGUUCUGCCCCAGGGCAUGCUGGGAGAUCCCUGGAGAUUUCUAACAUUGUGGACAUAAGGUCAGAGGUCAACCGUGAGCUUGUUAUGCGGAUCACCAGUGAUGUUGCCAAUGGCAACCGCUUCUUCUCUGACCUUAACGGUUUUCAGGUUCAUUCACUGUCAAGUCAUGAUUGUUGAUAACGUUGUUUAUGAUUGGUCGGUUUAUUGGUUAUUGAUUGGUUAUCGGUGCAGAUGCAGCAGCGGCGGACUCUGGCAAAGCUCCCUCUGCAGGCGAACUUUUACCCAAUGACCUCGGCUGCGUUUGUUCAGGACUCGUCAUCUCGUCUGUCUCUGCUGGCGGCUCAGAGUCAGGCGGUGGCGUCCCUCAGACCAGGUGAGUCUGUUCACCUGCCGAGCGUUUUCUCCGUUAUCGAGUCGUCAUUACCUCAGAACCAAACUCGGUCCUUCACCUGUACAGGUGAGCUGGAGGUGGUGUUGGACCGGCGGCUGCAGCAGGACGAUAACCGCGGUCUGGGUCAGGGCGUCACUGACAACAAGCUGACCGCCAGUCUCUAUCAGCUGCUGUUGGAGGACAGAAGGGGUGGAGCUCAGGUGAGGGGGCAGGGCUUCAGACAUUUCUUGUUUGCCACCUGGCCAAAGACAACACAGGUGUGAUUCCCAUCAUUCAGGUGUGGGCGGGCUCAUGAGCGCCCCCUAACUAUGUUUAAAGGAACAGCCUCAUCCACCAGCCUCAGACUUACAUAAAUGUUCUGUGACAGGAAGUCCUUUAUUUUAAAAAAACCUGCUCUGGUCCAGGGUUCUUGGUGUAUUCUGGGGUUCUUUAAGGUUCUUCUCCUCCCGGGGUUUUCUGACCCGCUCCAAACUGAGCAGGGAAACAGACCACAGUGUCAUUUUCUGCUCCUCUAAUUUUACAGGAAGUGGGAGGGGCAUCAGUGGAACACCUGUCCCUGCUGGCGCACAUGACCUCGCUCUUCCUCUGCCAUCCACCGCACACCAUGGUUACCUCUAGCAACAGCCAGCUGCCAAGGCUACGCCCCUUCCUGCCGCUGCGCUCAUCUCUGCCGUGUGAUGUUCACCUGCUGAACCUCAGAACGCUGGAAGACACUCAGGUGAGGAAACGUCUGAACACUGUAGGCUGGUAGGGGAAGGCCCGCCUUCCUUCGCCUCUGAUUUGCUAGAAGUGCUGGGCUCUGAUUGGUUAUUCCUUAUGGCUGUGAAACCUCAUUGUCUGUUGGGUUAGGAGAUUCAGACCUGUGAUAAUGUUCUGUAAAGUUAUGUUCGAUGUACAGAGCCGACAGCCCGCACUCGGCUUGAGCGUGUGAUGACGUUUAACAGCCAAUCAGAGGCAAAGGAGGCCUUCCCCUACCAUCCUGCGAAAAAAAAAUCGCCUCCCUCAGACGUUGUUGGAGUCAGGCCAUUACACUUUGCCUGAAGCUAGGAUGAACCAAUGAGGAGAGACGAUAAGGCUGACGUAGGAAUUUUUGUAAAUCUCGCACAUAAACGACGAUGACAAACAUGUUAACCUCGUGAUUUCAAACUUUAACAUCAGUAGUUUGAACACCGAACUCAGGCCCGAACUACACGAAUGCGGAUAUAUUUCAAAUCGCACAUAUUUAUGUCCGAUUAGGCCUUCCUACCACACCAAAACGGGAGUUUGCAGCACUCAAACCGGAUAAAUCUGAAUCCGGAAAAACAAGUGGAGAAAUAAAAAAAUAUCCGUAUCCCGUAUCCGUAGUGGAUUCGUGUGGUUGGACUUUUACGGAUCGAUGACGUCAAACCGCAGCUCGUGCAUGCGAAUUAAAAAGAAAAACAACAACAACGAUGGCGGACAGACAGGGUAUUCUUUACAUUUAUUUUGCCCUUUUGGGGCUAAUUUGAGCCUUGCAAGUGAACCUUGUUUUAUACAAUUACAUCCACCAGUCAGCCAGCUCACAGACGCAUCUGCUGCGGCCAAUACUUUUAUUGGUCACAUGGUCCGUCACAUGGACCCGACGCACUAGCGGAGCUUCUGCAAACAAUGCAUGACGCAUCACGCUGUUAUGAUUCAUCGGCCAAUCAGUUAGCUUUGUUCCUGAAUUUUUUUUAAGCGGCACCAGAUAGGAUUGAGUUUGAAGGCUACGUGUGGACGCAGAUAUUUUUGAGAACUAACACGUGUGGACAGAUACAUUUAUUUAGACGGGAGUACAAAAAUAUCCUGAUAAAUAAAUAUCCAUAUACGUGUAGUUUGGGCCUUAGUUACUUUUAGUUUUUGUUGUAAAUGUGAAAAAGCAUGAACCCCCAACGGUUGUCGGGGGUUCAUGCUUUGAACGGGGUUGACGGUUCAGACAGAAUCACUAACAGCUAUAUUUUUUUGUCUGUUUUGUUUUGUUUGUUUUGUUUGUUUGUUUGUUUGUGUUUAACAGGAAGCUGACACUCCCUCACAGGAAGUUGCCCUGCUUCUCCACAGAAAAGGGUUUGAUUGUAGCUCUGCCCCCCAACCAUCGUUGCCGUGCACAUGGAGUCCAAACGAGGAGGUUCUUUAUUAUUAUUAUUUAUAAAUAUCUAUAUUAUAUUAUUAUUUUAGGAGUUUAAACCAGUUUGAUCUUUUUUUCAGUUUGUUUUGAUUCAUUAAUUUGUGUUUUUACUCAUUUUUAUUUGUUUCUUUUUUUUUUCAGGUGGACAUGGAUGAUCUUUUCUCUCCUCUCCAGUUUCGUUCACUCCGUCGCUCUGGUCUUACUCUGUUGCGAGAACACGAUGAACCAGAAUCUGCCUGGCAACAGCAGCAAUCACGCAUCACCCAGCUUCGGCCAAUGGAAAUCAGUGCUUUUCGAGCGGUGAUAGAAUGAAGAACAGAUUUUAAAACGAAUUUAUCAAAAAUUUUGUCACAAACAGUAAAUAUAAAAACUCAAAAAGGAUAAGAGAAGCAGCCAAUCAGAGAGACCCUUCAGGGAAAAAAAACAACCUCUGUGAGAAGAAAAGAAAGACAAAAAAGGAGGAAAAAUGAGAAAAAAUGAGUGUUGAAAAAUGUUCAAAGUGGGGAAGAGCAGAGAAAAAAUGAGCCGACAAUUCAGAGUGAGAUUGUGAGACAGAAAAGAUUUCAACUGUUACAGAAAAACAAACAAAACAAUAAAAAACAAACAAACAAAAACAAUCAAUAAAAACAAACAAAUCAAUAAAACAAACAAACAAUGAAACAAUCAAUUAACAAACUUAGAAUAAAAACAAACAAACCCAUCAGAUUAAAAAGAGGUUAAUAUCUGCUGUUUGAACCUGUUUAAUUUUAUUCGGUUUAAAAUUAUUUUUUAAUAUGACACCUGUUCAGGUGGUCAGGCUCUAAGGUCAGCUACACAUGUCAUUAAGAAAAGGUCAGUACAUUCAAGGUCAAAGGUCACAGACAGAAAUAACAUGGAGAGGUCAGGUUUCUAUGGCAGCAAAGGGACCAAAUGAUUGUGUGUGUGUGUGUGUGUGUGUUUCCAUGGUGACAUCGGUGUGCGUAUCAAAGUCUGUUCCUGCUGAUUGGUCGUUUGUGUUUAUUACGAGUGUUGCAUUAUGGGUAAUCUGUAGAUCAGCUGUAAUUUGUUUAAAUUAUUGAUUUUUUUUGACUUAGUGUUGUGGGUGGAGCUGCAGCUGUUUGUGUAUGUGUUUGUGUGUAUUUUAUAAAUGCACAUACAUUGGUGUGUCUGCGCUGAACGAUAAUUUCACUGUAAAAAAAAAAAGGGAAAACUUUUAAAUCUUUUGUGUUUUAUUUUGUAAUUAAAUGAUUAGCUGUUCUAAGUUUAUUAAAGAAAAGUUUAAAUUUCUUUUUUUUUAAAUCAAAUAAAUUAUUUUUUAAUCGUUCUUUA